Penicillium longicatenatum is the source of this 621-nucleotide messenger RNA. RefSeq lists its product as uncharacterized. The transcript has 4 exons. Bases 1 to 621 code for a protein of 206 amino acids. The record is from RefSeq and is a predicted model, not a curated record. Lineage: Eukaryota; Fungi; Ascomycota; Eurotiomycetes; Eurotiales; Aspergillaceae.
AUGAUCCCGAUGAAAAUCUCUGCUGCAGCUGGUGAUGGAAUUAGACCGAGCGUCAUUGCUCGAGAAAUUGCUAAAAAUGAUUACCUUGGAGAAGGCUCUACUGUAAAGGUGGCGUGGACAUGGAAUCAAGACAAGGAUGAAUGGAUCAAGGGAUUUGUCAUACGGUCCUACCGGCCACCAGAUAAAGACAUGAUGAGAAGAUUGAAAGUUGAGACCAUUUUAUCGCACUCUGUCGAAUAUAUCGAUGUCGAAGCUAUCAAAGGAAUGAUAGCACGAGCCAUGGAAGAUAUGGAGCUAGCAACAGAGGAGCAAGAAGAGCACAAGGAAGAAGAGGAGCAAGAGAUUUUUGAUCUCGAAGCACCAGUGCAAGAGGAGCAAGAAGAGCAAGAGGAAGAAGAGGAGCAAGAGGUUUUUGAUCUCGAAGCACCAGUGCCAGAGGAGCAAGAAGAGCAAGAGGAAGAAGAGGAGCAAGAGGUUUUUGAUCUCGAAGCACCAGUGUCAGAGGAGGCAACAUCAGCGAUGCCAAGCUGGCUCCUACAGGCCAAAGAGGAUGGAGUCUACGUAGAGAAGCCGAAGGUGAAGAUUGUCCCGAGUGGGCCGCCGCCAUCGUUUGGGCCGUGA